AUGGGAUACAGAAAGCCUAUAGUAAUUCUUUAUGGUUCGGAAACGGGAAAUUCGGAAGACUACGCUUACUGCCUUUCUCGCAAACUACGAUACGAAAGAUAUGUUUUGACUGUUUGCUCCUUAGACGAGUUUGACCUCAAAGAACUGCUCGAUAUUAAUUGUCUCAUAAUAAUAUGCUCUACAGCGGGCCAAGGUGAAAUUCCUCGAAAUGGCCGCAAAUUUUGGAGGUUUAUGCUAAAGAAACGAUUACCCUCAGAUCUCUUCUCUCAUCUUAAAUUCUCCAGUUUCGGUCUGGGCGACUCCUCUUACCCAAAAUAUAACUCAGCUGUGCGCAAAAUUCAUGCUAGAUUUCUACAACUCGGUGCUAAGGAACUAUGCAUCAGAGGCGAAGGGAAUGAGCAGGCUCCCGAAGGAGUAGAUGCAUUUUAUACUGCUUGGGAGGAAAUAGUGUUGUCUAGCCUCAAGACCCAAUUUCCGUUAUCGGUCAGCUUGCUUCCAAUUCCAGAAACUGAGCUUCUUGAACCUGCUACUUUAUUGAAACCUUUAACACAAAAAAAGACUCUUGAUACUGAAGCAAAUAUCAAGAUGGAUGCAAUAGAGCGACACAUGGAAUAUCAUUCUGAGAAACUGAUGAAGUUUGUGGUCCUUGAAAACAAAAGACUGACCACAGUGGACCAUUUUCAAGAUGUUAGGCUUUUGAAACUUGAGUGCAUUGAUUGCGUAUUAUCGUAUGAGCCUGGAGAUUUGUUGUCUUUGUAUCCGGCAAAUGAUCUGAGAGAUGUGAAUGCCCUAAUAGAAUUACAAGGAUGGACAAACAUUGCUGAUCUCCCACUGCAGAUUGAUGGACCUAUUAAAGUUCAAGGGGGCCUUAUUAAGAAUCUUACUCUCAAAUCGUUUAUUAUGCAUCAUUUGGACAUUAUGUCUAUUCCAAGGCGUUCUUUUUUUUCACUCGCUUGGCAUUUCGCUUCCGACCAGAUGGAACAAGAUAAAUUAAGAGAGUUCUCCAAGCUAAAUGCAAGUGAACAACUGUACGACUAUGCCAAUAGGCCUCGCAGAUCUAUUUUGGAGGUCCUCCAAGAAUUUUCGUCCUUAAAAAUCCCCUUGAAUUAUUUGCCUGAGUUGAUCCCUCAAUUAAAGCCAAGAUUGUUUUCAAUCUCUUCGAAGCCAGACAAAUCAAUCAUAGAGCUUACGAUUGCAAUAGUUGAAUACAAAACCAUCAUUCGUCGGCUUAGAAGAGGUGUUUGCACUCGGUGGGUAAAGACUUUGAACUCUGGGGAUCUAAUAGUGAGCUCACUAGUUAAAAAUCGGAUGGCCCACAAUUUCAUGAACGAUCGUCCCAUAGUGAUGAUUGGUCCGGGAACAGGGAUUGCACCUAUUAAGUCACUCAUUGAAGAAUCCAUAAUAAAUGCUCCUUCUCGGCCACUGUGCCUAUUUCCGGGACACAGAUAUUCAAACAAGGACUAUCUUUACGGCCAACUUUGGUCACAACUAGAACGAGAAGAAAAGUUGCUCGUUUUCCCUUCUUUCUCGAGAGAGAAUUCUGCUUACGUGCAAGAUACGCUGUACAAGAAUAAAGACUUGGUAAACAGGCUCAUUGUGUUCGAAAAUGCAUCAAUCUUCCUCUGUGGAUCGUCAGGUAAGAUGCCAUCGCAAGUCAGAUUGACUCUUGAAGCCAUAUUUGCCGAAAUGAACCAAUGGACUGAAGAUGAAGCACGUAAGUACUUGAUUGCUCUUGAAGAUAAAGGUAGCUAUGUACAGGAGACAUGGUGA
Molecule: messenger RNA, 1770 nt
Organism: Ogataea parapolymorpha DL-1
Lineage: Eukaryota; Fungi; Ascomycota; Pichiomycetes; Pichiales; Pichiaceae
Product: NADPH reductase TAH18
Exons: 1
Coding region: 1-1770 (589 amino acids)
Cellular component (GO): cytosol
Molecular function (GO): flavin adenine dinucleotide binding; FMN binding; NADPH-hemoprotein reductase activity
Source: RefSeq, a predicted model, not a curated record